AUGGCAGCAACAUCUAUAAUAAUGUUAAUCAAUUUAUGUUUCGGUAUUGGAACAACUCUAUUUUUUCUCAAUCCAAGACAUUUCUAUGCAUUAUCACCUACUUUUUCUCGAGUAAACACGUAUAUACUUCAAUGCACUUCAAUGAUGUAUCGUUGGUGCUUAGUUGCAGCAAGUUUUGAUCGAUAUGCACUUACAUCAGCUGAUUUAAAUUUAAGAAAUUUUGCUAAAAUGCAUAUAGCUCGUCGUACAAUUGUUAUUAUUAUAGCUGUUUGGCUUGUGUUGCCUAUACAUAAUCUUAUCUUUAAUACUGGAAAUGUGAAUUCACAGAAUAUUUUUCAUCAUGCUCCAUUAUUAUAUUAUCAUAGUAUUUUUACACUUACUACUGGAUGUAUUUUUCCGGCAACAAUUAUGAUUGUUUGUGCAUUUUUAACUUAUCAUAAUCUUGUUCUUAAACGAAAACGUCGUCAAUUCAUUAUUACUCAACAUCCAGGUACGAACAAUGACGCAAGAGAACAAGAACGAAGACGUGAUCGUCAAGUUUUACUUUUAUUAAUUGUUCAAGUCAUUGUAUUUAUCAUUACAAUUAUUCCAUUGAUGUGUUCACAUUUUUAUAAUGCAACAACACUCAAUAUUAAAAAUAAAUCAAUUGAACGAAUGACGAUUGAACGAUUUGCUGCAUAUUUAGCAUCAUUAACUGUUUAUCUGUUUCCAACUUUAUCAUUUUAUUUAUAUACAAUGACUUCUAGUAUGUUUCGUAAUGAAUUAAAAAAAUUAAUACGAUUUAUAUGGCGAUGUAAUUGUUUACGUCAAAAUGCUCGUAUUGAACCAAUCGGAAAUGAUGCUAAACAUAGACCGGUUAUUAGACAUUAA
Rotaria sp. Silwood2 is the source of this 870-nucleotide messenger RNA. NCBI's taxonomy places the organism in Eukaryota, Metazoa, Rotifera, Eurotatoria, Philodinida, Philodinidae. The record is from the annotation of a GenBank genome assembly.